GCACUGACGGCCCAUGGCGCCGCCCGCCGCUCGCCUCGCCCUGCUCUCCGCCGCCGCGCUCACGCUGGCGGCCCGGCCCGCGCCCAGCCCCGGCCUCGGCCCUGGACCCGAGUGUUUCACAGCCAAUGGUGUGGAUUAUAGGGGAACGCAGAACUGGACAGCGCUACAAGGGGGGAAGCCAUGUCUGUUCUGGAACGAGACUUUCCAGCAUCCAUACAACACUCUGAAAUACCCCAACGGGGAGGGGGGCCUGGGCGAGCAUAACUAUUGCAGAAACCCAGAUGGAGACAUGAGCCCCUGGUGCUAUGUGGCAGAGCACGAGGAUGGUGUCUACUGGAAGUACUGCGACAUACCUGCUUGCCAGAUGCCUGGAAACCUUGGCUGCUACAAGGAUCAUGGAAACCCACCUCCUCUGACUGGCACCAGUAAAACGUCCAACAAACUCACCAUACAAACCUGCAUCAGUUUCUGCCGGAGUCAGAGGUUCAAGUUUGCUGGGAUGGAGUCAGGCUAUGCUUGCUUCUGUGGAAACAAUGCUGAUUACUGGAAGUACGGGGAGGCGGCCGGUACCGAGUGCAACAGCGUCUGCUUCGGGGAUCACUCCCAGCCCUGUGGUGGCGAUGGCAGGAUCAUCCUCUUUGAUACUCUCGUUGGCGCCUGCGGUGGGAACUACUCAGCCAUGACUUCCGUGGUCUAUUCCCCCGACUUCCCCGACACCUACGCCACGGGAAGGGUCUGCUACUGGACCAUUCGGGUUCCAGGGGCCUCCCGCAUCCACUUCAGCUUCCCCUUGUUCGACAUCAGGGACUCGGCGGACAUGGUGGAACUGCUGGAUGGCUACACCCACCGCGUCUUGGCCCGCUUUCACGGGAGGAGCCGCCCGCCCCUGUCCUUCAAUGUCUCCCUGGACUUCGUCAUCUUGUAUUUCUUCUCUGACCGUGUCAAUCAGGCCCAGGGAUUUGCUGUCUUAUACCAAGCCGUCAAGGAAGAACCGCCACAGGAGAGGCCCACCGUCAACCAGACACUGGCCGAGGUGAUCACGGAGCAGGCCAACCUCAGCGUCAGCGCUGCCCGGUCCUCCAAAGUCCUCUACGUCAUCACCACCAGCCCCAGCCACCCACCUCAGACUGUCCCAGGAUGGACAGUGUAUGGCCUGGCAACUCUCCUCAUCCUCACAGUCACAGCCAUUGUAGCAAAGAUACUUCUGCAUGUCACGUUCAAAUCCCAUCGUGUUCCUGCUUCAGGGGACCCUAGGGAUUGUCGUCAACCAGGGACUUCAGGGGAAAUCUGGAGCAUUUUUUAUAAGCCUUCUACUUCAAUUUCCAUCUUUAAGAAGAAACUCAAGGGUCACAGUCAACAAGAUGACCGUAAUCCCCUUGUGAGUGAUUAAAAACCCCACCGUGGACACGAGGUCCCUCUUUGAGCUCAAGCCUGCUGGGGUUGACCUCUCCUGCGGUUCUUCUCCCACCGACUCUUCCCUGCCUGUCCCUCCACCUGGGCCUCUUCAGGGGCCCCCUCCUACAGACUGGGAAGGGGCACCAUAGCCCGGAUUCCUCCUGCUUCAUCAGCUGCACUUGGGAGAGACACUGAAGGCCCCAGGGCUCGGCCCUCUCUGCGUCUCUCUCUCUCUGAUCUAGCAACGGGGAUGCCGGGGUAGUGGGGCUGAGAGGACGGGGACGGUCGUGGCUGGCACUGGGCUCAGGUGCAUUCUAGAUGACGUCGGGUGCUGGGUAGGUUUAGUGUACGUGGAGUCUUUCUUGCUUCUGCUCUAUUUUGUCCACACGCAGAUCAGUUUCUCCUGGUCUUUACAGUUUGGAACAGGGCCAGACAGGGAGAAUUCUCAGGCAGUCUUGAGGGUUGGCCUGGUCCCAUCUGAGUGUGGACUCCUGGGCAUUAGCAAAGAUUAAGGGGGCCGGUGCUCUGCUGACCCUGCAGCCCUGCUCUCUGGGUGCUGGGCCAGGACAGGAUUCCUCCAACCUGGGGGCCUGAAUAGAGUCUAAAAGCCGCAUUCAUUCAUUUCAAACCUGUCACCUUCCCCACAUAGGUUUCUUUCUAGAUUCUUCUUUCCAUAGCUCAGUAACCUGCAGAGCAAGCUUGAGGAGUGGAAAUAUAAAACAUUGAUUCAUUUAUUCAUGCAACAACCUCUACUGAAAGCUUUGACAGAUCUGUCAGAUGGGAUUUAUCUGGUGGAACCUGAGCCAGGCCUGGCCUCUCUGUGACUCUUGGUUCUGAACGGGGAGUAUAAACAUUGUGCUUUAGCCUUGAGACAGCAUCACGUGAGACAUGGGGCCCUCGGGCCCUCCUUGAAGUGUCUCGCAUUUUAAAAGAAGAUGAAAAACACGGGGUGUGUGUAGGGGGGGCUGUACUCUUUUCUGUGUUCCCUUCAGGGAAGGCAGUGGGGUUGGGAACAGCUUGGGGGAAGGGGAGGACUCUUGCCCCUGGCCCACUACCCUGCCCCUUAGACAGACAGGGAGGUGAACUGCAGAGAUUGUUGUGAGGGGAGGGAGGGUUUGCUAACUGAAGAUCCUCCGAGGACAGGCCCUAAUACUGAGAGCUCCAGCUGCAGUGGCCACCAGUUGGGAGAGUAAGUUAAGUGCCAUCUCUAAUUUGGAAGUCCCUGCCAUCCGGAAGCAGGUUUUGUCCACAGCAGCUGAGAAGAGCAGCGUGUGCCUUUGUCAGAGCGUGCCUCUCCCAAAGGCACUUGGGCCUCGGUAGUUGUUGCCGCUGGCCUUUGGGUUCCCUCUUUGGAGCACUUUGCCUACUUCCCCCAAGUCCCUAAGCCACUGCUUGCUGUGGCCCCUACUGGGGUUCUGGCAAUCCGUCUGUGCCUGACCGCUCCUGGGAGAGCAGAGGGGGUUAUAUGGGGCCAGCUGGGAAGUGUCUGCAGCAAGAGGUGACUCUCAGCAGCCUGAGCCAAGAGGCUUAGAGCUGCGGUCAGAGGGGCAUGGGUGGAGGAAAAUAGGGAGGUGUGUCCACAGGUGGGCAGGGCACCGCCCCAGGCACCAUGGGACGGAUACGGAGCCACUCAGUGCUGUCUUCGGGGGCUUUGAUCUGCAAAGGGUGAUUACCCCGGAGCAGCUGCCUGCAGGCCCCUGGGUCUGGAGGCAGAGGCCUGUCACACACAAGGACCACUGGAAAUACAUCAACAUGUGCAGUCUUCCCUCCAAGCUAUUUGUGGCUUUUGUGGAAUCUCCUCUCGAAUGCAAGUGUCAGGUGUGUGUAGUCCCAAAGUCACUGUGCUGUGAAUAGAUCCAUUCGCAGCACAGAGGGAAUGUGGCAUUUGGCCCCAGGAAGGGUUUGCCUGGCCGAGGGGCAGUUGUUCAGCUGCCUAGAGCUAAGCUGGCCCCAGGCUCUUGGGGCAUCUGCAGGCCGACCACCCGCCUUGCCCUCACCUCUCAGGCCGUGCCCACACUGGGGUGUUGUCAAAGCCCGCAGCGCUCCCAGGACUGACUUGCUGUCCUUGGAGCAGCCCUGGGGAACCCAAACCUGCCUCAGGGCAACACGGGGGAAGGAGGGCUAUAAAUCGUCCCAGGCCAAACCUCCAUAAACCCAGGGGACCCGUGGGGUCCCCUGCAGCCUGGCCAGGGCCUCAGGACCUGUCAGCAACACCCCACAGAGAGCCCCUGCCACUAAGGAAACACC
This is a messenger RNA of Lemur catta (Ring-tailed lemur), 3642 nucleotides long. It is a transcript of the gene KREMEN1, whose product is annotated as kringle containing transmembrane protein 1. Lineage: Eukaryota; Metazoa; Chordata; Mammalia; Primates; Lemuridae. The record is from RefSeq and is a predicted model, not a curated record. Bases 14 to 1390 code for a protein of 458 amino acids. Gene Ontology annotation, biological process: multicellular organism development; Wnt signaling pathway. Gene Ontology annotation, cellular component: plasma membrane. The transcript has 9 exons.